CAUGGGCUGCUGCUCCGGCCGCUGCACGCUCAUCUUCCUCUGCACUUUCCAGCUGGUCACCGCCCUGGAGCGGCAGGUGUUCGAUUUCCUGGGCUACCAGUGGGCACCCAUCCUGGCCACCUUCACCCACAUUGUCGUGGUCAUCCUGGGGCUCUUCGGCACCAUCCAGUACCGGCCUCGCUACAUCGUGGUGUACGCAGUGUGGGCGGCCGCCUGGGUCACCUGGAAUGUCUUCAUUAUCUGCUUCUACUUGGAAGUGGGGGGCCUCUCAAAGGACAGCGGGCUCCUGACCUUCAGACUCUCCUGGCACCACUCCUGGUGGCAUGAGCAUGGCCCGGGCUGUGUGCACAAGGAGCCGGCGGCCAGCCUGGGUCCCCCGGACAGCCAGGCCCUGGUGCCAGGCAUUGGCUGCACCCUGGAGCAUGGCUACGUGGAGGCCCUGCACAGCGCUCUGCAGAUCUUGGUGGCGCUUGUGGGCUUCAUCUGUGCCUGCCACGUGGCCAGCGUUGUCACCGAGGAGGAGGACGGCUGUAAGUGUGCGGCUACCAGCCUCCUGCAGAAUGCUGUUAGUGACCUGCUGGCCCCAUCAGGCAGUGGGGGAGGGAAAGAGAAGCUGAGGGCUGGCCACAGAGGCCUGCGACCUGGCCUCUUAAAUGGGUCCCCGUGCCACGGAGGUCCUGGCCUGAGCAGAGACAGGGGAGGCCCUGGGCUGUGGGCACCAGGGGUCAGUGCACCCCCAGCUCCUCCAGUCUGAGGGCUCCUGUGCUGCGGAGCUGCCCCCCACG
Molecule: messenger RNA, 785 nt
Organism: Delphinapterus leucas (beluga whale)
Lineage: Eukaryota; Metazoa; Chordata; Mammalia; Artiodactyla; Monodontidae
Gene: NKAIN4
Product: sodium/potassium transporting ATPase interacting 4
Biological process (GO): regulation of sodium ion transport
Source: RefSeq, a predicted model, not a curated record